This is a messenger RNA of Sus scrofa (pig), 4213 nucleotides long. RefSeq names its product solute carrier family 2 member 11 (gene SLC2A11). Gene Ontology annotation, biological process: dehydroascorbic acid transport. Gene Ontology annotation, cellular component: plasma membrane. Lineage: Eukaryota; Metazoa; Chordata; Mammalia; Artiodactyla; Suidae. Gene Ontology annotation, molecular function: D-glucose transmembrane transporter activity. The record is from RefSeq and is a predicted model, not a curated record.
ACCGAGCCCUGCAGGAGAGACCAGGGGUCAAGGCGUCCAGCCUGAGCUCUGGCUCCACGGGUUAGGCGCCUGACCAGACCCCUGUCCCAUCCCUCAUGGAGCAGAGAGGGGAGGAACCUAGGGAGGCAGAGGGAGGGUGGGCUGGGUGUCAGCGCUCUUGCGCAAGGCCCUGGCCCACCUGGCUGGGUACGCAGGACAGAGGAAGCGAAAUCACUUGGGGCUCGGGGAACAGGGAGCUCCCAGCGGCCGAGGAGGCAGCUCUCCCCUGGAUGCUCCGUACCUGGAGUGGCCCUGGCUCAGGCUCUUUGUUACCCGGUCACCGCGGAGCCCCGGGAACGUCCAGAGACCCGCCGCGUCUACUCGCGCAGUCUGGGCUUUGUCGCCCUCUUGCGGCCAAAGCACGUUUCUAGGGAGGCGGCGGGGGCGGCCAGGGCUGGCUGAAGGAUCCCCUGGGGGUCUGGAAGCCAAACCCUGGCUGCGACCCCGGGCUCAGGCAACCGUGGAGACAUCUUCUGGCCGCGGUUUCGGGUCGACGAGGCAGCUCCGCCGCCUGUGCGGGAGUGCGAGCAGCCCUCGGCUCGGUGGGUCGCGUGGACUGGAUGGAGCCUUCCAGCCGGCAUCCGCGCCGGAGAUCCCCCUUCCCCCGGCCUCAGUUUCCUCGUCCGCAGUGAGAUGUCCCAGCGUGCAGGAGGGACGGUGGGGCGUGACUCCCACAUCGAGGGAAGGGUGUCACCGCCCACACUGGCCAUCGGCCCGCAGGUCCUGAGCACUGGUGGCCGUGGGCAGACCACCUCUCCUCCCCUUUCUCCACCUCCACCUUCUCCCCCGGCAAACCGAGACUGGGUGGGAAUCCACGCGGGAAGCCCCACGGAGGAGGAGUUAGGGGAUUCUCUCCAUGCUCCCCGACUCCGCGUGGUUUGGCGGCUCCAUCCCGCCGGCUCUGCGCGGGACUUGGAGACCUGACAGCCCAGCCCCGACUUCCAGCAGGACGGUAGGGGUGCUCGGGCACAGGCUCCACCUUGUGGAAUCUUAGGGGCUGAAGCCACCCACGUGUGGAUUGUUGAGAUUAGCCUUCAACACUGGGCAGCCACAAACAUUCACGACCUUGACUUUCACAUACUCAAGGUUAAACUCCGGGUUACUGUUUGCUGAGGAGAAACUUCAAGCUUCCUUGUUUAAGGAUAAUAAUUAACGGCUGGGAGCCCACGCACUGAGGGGCUGACUUCAGCGAGGUGUCUGGGCAGCAUUUCAGAAAGAACCAAGGCGGGUGGGUGGGGAGCAACUGGUUGUUAAUCACAGCAGUGAUCAUGUCAGUAGAUGCAAAAAGGCAUGCAAUUCGCAACUGCUAAUAUUUUGUUUACUGUACUUUUCCUUAAAAAAUGCAUGCUUUAAAAGAAAAUUUUUAAACUUUUAAAAGUUCAGAGCAGCGGAAAUAAAACAAAAACCAAGCAUGAGCAAUAAAGAUAGUGCGGUAUCCUUUCUGGUGUAUGUGCUGUCACAGUCUGCCCGGAUGACUUCCUACUUUCAGGUGUAUGUUUCUAUGACGACAUAUAGCAUCUUUGGCAAGUCUGAUUUCGUUUUGGCCUUAAUCCAACUCCUGGAUUCACACAAGACCUGAGAAAUAAAAGAUUAAUCCGGCCCAGUGAACCCCGUGGUUCCACACCUCGCAGGGUCCACUGGGACGGACGCAUCUUGGCGCACAGGCCGGCCAGCCUCUCACGCUGUGGAUCCCCGGGCUGCAACGCGAGACUGGUUCUCUGGUCGGCGUUCCAAGUCACAGGCUCUGCCAGAACGGACAGAUGAGAGGCCUCCAGAGACUGGUUCAGGGUAGGAUCCUGCUCCUGACCAUCUGUGCAGCUGGCAUUGGUGGGACUUUUCAAUUUGGCUACAACCUCUCUAUCAUCAAUGCCCCAACCUUGCACAUUCAGGAAUUCACCAAUGAGACGUGGCAGAUGCGAACUGGCCGGCCACUGCCCGAUCACCUGGUGCUGCUGGUGUGGUCCCUCAUCAUAUCUCUGUAUCCCCUGGGGGGCCUCCUUGGAGCGUUGCUUGCUGGGCCCCUGGCCAUCAAGCUGGGAAGGAAGAAGUCCCUGCUGGUGAAUAACAUCUUUGUGGUGGCCGCAGCGACCCUGUUUGGCUUCAGCCGCAGAGCAGGCUCCUUUGAGAUGAUCAUGCUGGGAAGGUUGCUUGUGGGGGUCAGCGCAGGGGUGAGCAUGAAUGUCCAGCCUAUGUACCUGGGGGAGAGCGCCCCCAAGGAGCUCCGUGGGGCCGUGGCCAUGACCUCAGCCAUCUUCACUGCCCUGGGCAUCGUGAUGGGUCAGGUGGUGGGACUCAGGGAGCUCCUGGGUGGCCCACAGGCCUGGCCCCUGCUGCUGGCCAGCUGCCUGGUGCCGGGGCUGCUCCAGCUGGCCUCCCUGCCUCUGCUCCCUGAGAGCCCGCGCUACCUUCUCAUUGACCGUGGAGAUUCUGAGGCCUGCCUGGCAGCGCUGCAUCGGCUGCGGGGUCCAGCGGACCGCGGGGAGCUGGCGGAGCUGGAGCAGGAGCGCAUCGCCUGCCUGGGCCGCCGCGCACAGCGUCCUUGGGAGCUGUUCGGGAACCGAGCGCUGCGGAGGCAGGUGGCCAGCCUGGUGGUGCUGGGUGGGGCCAUGGAGCUGUGCGGAAAUGACGCGGUGUACGCCUACGCGUCCGCCGUGUUCCUCCAGGCGCGAAUCCCCCCAGACAAGGUCCAGUAUGCGGCCAUCGGGACCGGGGGCUGCGAGCUGCUGGCGGUGCUGGUCAGCUGUGUGGUGAUCGAGAAGGUGGGCCGGCGGAUGCUGCUGAUGGGGGGCUAUGGCCUGAUGACCUGCUGGGCGAGCAUCUUCACCGCAGCCCUGUGCCUGCAGAGCUCAUUCCCCUGGAUGCCGUACCUGGCCAUGUCCUGCAUCUUUGCCUUCAUCCUCAGUUUUGGCAUCGGCCCUGCUGGAGUGACUGGGAUCCUGGCCACAGAGCUGUUUGACCAGACGACCCGGCCUGCUGCCUACAUGGUCUGCGGGGUGCUCAUGUGGACCAUGCUGUUCGUGGUGGGGCUGGGGUUCCCCUUCAUCAUGGAGGGCUUGUCCCACUUCCUCUAUGUGCCUUUCAUCUGUGUCUGUGUCUGCAGGGCCGUCUACACUGGCUUGUUCCUCCCUGAGACCAAAGGCAAGACCUUCCUGGAGAUCGCUGAGGAAUUGCACAGACUCAACUUCCCCAGGUGGAGCCAGGACCCAGAGUGGAGGGGCCCGGGAGUCAUCCAGGCCACAGAGCUCUAGGUCGGCAGGUGUGGCUGGGGCCCAGCCAGCUGCUCUCCCCUCUGGCCCUCUCCAUUACUAAGCUCCCUCAUUCCCUCAUUUAAUGAGUGCCUGUUGAGCACCUACUAUGUGCAGACAUGGUGCUCGGCCGUCAGUGGUGACUCGGAGAGAUGGAAUUUGAGACCUCUUGGUGCUCCCUGUCUAGAGGCAGUUAACAGGAAACCACUAGAAACAAUUACAGGGAGUUCCCAAUGUGGCUCCAUAGGUUAUGAACCCAACUAGUAUCCAUGAGGAUGUGGGUUUGAUCGUGGCCUUGCUCAGUGGGUUAAGGAUCCAGCAUUGUCAUGAGCUGUGGCGUAGGUCUCAGAUGUGGUUCACCUCCCGCAUUGCUGUGGCUGUGGCCUAGGCUGGUGGCAGUAGCUCCGAUUUGACCCCUAGCCCGGGAACUUCCAUAUGCCUCAGGUGCGGGCUUAAAAAGCAAAAAAAAAUAUAUAUAUAUAUAAUAAUAAUAAUAGUAAUUACAAACUUGGGAUACGCAAUGGAAGAAAAUACAACUUGUGAAGGGUGUGUAUGCUGGGGAGUGUUUGAGAGGGGCAUGGUUAGGAAGGAAUUUUCAAGAAAUUGAUUUUUAAAAAGUCAACUUUAUUGAGCCAUGAUUUACAAACAAUAAAAUGUAUCCAUAUUAAGCAUACAUUUGAUGAGUUUUGACAGGUGUACAUACCCAUGAACCACCACCACCAUCAAGGUAGAACAUUCGCAUUACCCCGAAGUUCCUUCAUGCCCCUUUGCAGUCAAAACCCCACCCCGUCCCAGACCCCAGGCAGCCACAGACCUGCCUUCUGUCACCAUAGGUCAGAUUGGCCUUUGAAGAAUUUGCUGUCUUUUCCACACCACAUGUAUGCAUUUGUGUCUGGCUUCCCUCCAGAUAAAGCUUUUGAGAUUCAUGC